Molecule: messenger RNA, 1288 nt
Organism: Labrus mixtus (cuckoo wrasse)
Lineage: Eukaryota; Metazoa; Chordata; Actinopteri; Labriformes; Labridae
Exons: 8
Coding region: 274-747 (157 amino acids)
Biological process (GO): synaptonemal complex assembly
Cellular component (GO): synaptonemal complex
Source: RefSeq, a predicted model, not a curated record
AAAAUACUGUCACUGCUAAAAUUAUGAUCAAACGUUCGCUAGUGAGUACAGUCUUGCAUUGUAUUUAAUAAUGCAGCUACAGAACACUUUCUUGACAUUUUACUUACUCUUUGUGAAGAUACACUUCCGCUUCCGCUGGUAACUCCGCUGUGUUUUUCUUAUAUCACGUUUUUAAGUUGUUAAAAUGACUACAGAUGCUUGCUUGUUUGUCCGUCCUCUACAUUUUGUUUCGGACCCCCAACAGGUAAAAAAGUCCUGGAAGAAGAAAUUAAGAUGACCAAAUCAGUCAGUGACUCUUUGCAGAAAGAACUGGCAACAUUGCAAUCUGAAGCUUACCAGCUGGAAGGAAUCCAUAAAGAAAAAGAAGAGUUGUGCAGGAAGCUGCAGUUCCAGUGUGACGAGUCUGUGCAGGACUCUGCCAGGCAGUUAGAGCACAACAAGAAAAGUGAUGAACUGCUGGAACAGUAUCGAUGUGAAAUCCAGGGAUUCAAGCUUAAACACAGAAAGCAGCGCAUGAAGUUUGAAAACCAACUCCAGUUACUGAUAGAGCAGCACAAAAAUCUGCACUCUGUUUUUUCUCUGGAAAGGCUCCCAGGUGAGAUAGAAAGCGCUGAGAAGACAAAAAGUCAGCUAUUAUCAGCUGAACAAAUGAAGUUGGAUCAGCUGCACAGUCUUGAAGAGCAGCUAGAGGAGGCAAAGGAACUGAAGCAGCCAGGGUCUACAGGUGCAGAGACUUAUGAGGAGUAAGAUGCAUAUAGAGGUCAUUUGAAAGAAUCAGAGGAAAAUACAUUUUUUCACUUAAAAAUGUACUAAAAUAACAAAAAAAAUUAUCACUUAUUUAUACUUCCCACCUUGGUGUAAACUGUUCCUGUUUUUAAUCUAUAUAUAAUAUACACUUGUAUAAUAUAAUAUUUAUGGGUUCUUAACUAUUUUACUGUUUCAUUGACAAUAUUAUUUUAAUUCUUCAAGACAUGUAACUGAUUUCAUAAUCUGGAUUUUUUUUCCUGGUAGAUAUGUGAAAUUGGAUUGGAACAUAAUUGAUAUCUAAAAUGUUUUACUUUCUGUGACGGGUGGGUGACGGGUCAUUUUUCAGGCUUAUGCUGUGCAUUAAUAAAGUUGUUUUUAAAUGUUGUGACAUGGUUGACAAAUGGGUUCAUUUUAAUUACAUAUACAUGAAAACAGGACAACCACACACUACAGUUAACAUAGUGUAAGUAUUUACACACAGGAGCCUUCAGGUUAAGUUUCAAAGUCAUUUAAUAAAAGACUUGCAAACUUUCCAACACAA